AAGCGAGUUUCGAACCACAAUAAGACGGGUCAAAUGCGACGAAGAAAAGCCUGCCUGCGUCCGCUGCACGUCGACCGGGCGCACAUGCGACGGCUAUGACAACGACACGACGGGUGCGCGGAAGAUGCAGCCUCAACAGCAGUCGUCGCCAAACUUGAAUCCCUCCAUCGCCCAAGCGAGGUCACGAGGUCUACAACUCGCGCCUGCGGUGGCGAAUUCAUCCGUCGUGGGCCUGUCGCCGUCUUCGUCUGCGACGACGCCCAUUGCGAAUAGCAGCGCAUCAUCGAGCGGGGUCGUCGUGGCCGCCGCUGUUGCCUCGAAUACCUCAGCUGCGUCGGUUUCGUCGCCGUCCGUCGCGUCGCCGCCGCACCUAUUUCCGUCUUCCAGCCGAGUCCUGGCAACGGUCCGAUCGCUGUGUCGGCUCGAGAGCGUGGAGAGAGAAUAUCUCGACGAAUUCAUCCGAGCGGCGGAGGAGGGCCUCUCGUACCACAUUGCCAACCAAGAUGAAUUUUGGAGGUGGGCUGUGCCGAAAAUGUGGACUCGCAGCCAAGCGGUGCGUCAUGCAAUUGUCGCGCUUGGCGCCGCGUUGCGCACUUACCGGCAAACCGACACAGCGCAAAUUGGUGGCGGCGAAUCCGGUGGGGCUGCUCCCAUAGGGCCGGCCUCUCCGCAGUCUGAGGUGGUCUUGAUGGAGCACUACGGACGGGCCAUGGCCGAAUUACGGGGGGCUGCCGCCGCCGGCGGACUAUUUGCCGAAACGGGAGAGGAGCUGGCGUGCAUCCUGCGCUGCUUUGCGACUCUCGAGAGCUCCGCGUGCCUCUACACGGAUAAUUUCAAGCCCGUCAUUGCCCUCGAGCUAUACAAGUCUCGGAACCUGUCGGAAUCGAUUCAAUCCCCGAGUUUACGGAUAUGCAAGAGGUUCACCGCGCCGUCGCGCAAUUUUGCCGCGAUAUUUUUGCUCUCAGCUGGAUAUGGCAGAAUGGAAGGUCUAACGCUGGUGGCGGCGGCGGAGUAUGUCGUCGGACAGCGGGAUGUGCUCCGACUUCGUGCAUCAAGGCUCCAGGACCGGCUCCGCCAGUUUCGCGAUGGGCCCUCGUCCCCGCGUCUGGGAGAGGCUGGGUACACGUCGAUGCUCCUGGAUAUGCUGCACUUUACGUGCUGCAAGGAACUCUGCUCCUCCCUCGGACGAGACUCGCCCUUGACUCCUAUAUCCUCGCCUGUGGACUACGUCGAUCCCUCCUCGGAGGUCAACUACCUCGAAGUCGUGCAAAUCGCCGAGUCUAUCAGAGAAAUCAUCUGGGCGGAUCCCGCGAGGCCUCGCGGGGGCAAGAGGUUCAUGGCAGACAUUGGCAUCGUGUGCCCCUUGCACUUUGUCGUGUACAAGUGCCGCAAAGAGACGACGCGGCAGCGGGCGCUGGCCGUGCUGGAGGACUGGCCCCAGAAGGAGAACUUUUGGGACGGGCCCGAGAUUGUGAGGCUUUUGAGGGCCGCCGGUCCCCAAACGAACGUCGUGCUCGGGCGGGAAGGGCCCUUGCCCAGGAGCCUGAGCCAGGCCAUUGCGAUUCCGAAACUGAGGGAACGACUGAGCGGUCUCACGAUUACGGAGGACAUGGACGACGAAUGCGACGAGGAGGAAGAGAGGGCACCGAGGAAGAGAGGACGGCCAACGCCCUGA
This is a messenger RNA of Parascedosporium putredinis, 1675 nucleotides long. NCBI's taxonomy places the organism in Eukaryota, Fungi, Ascomycota, Sordariomycetes, Microascales, Microascaceae. The record is from the annotation of a GenBank genome assembly.